Clonostachys solani is the source of this 1965-nucleotide messenger RNA. NCBI's taxonomy places the organism in Eukaryota, Fungi, Ascomycota, Sordariomycetes, Hypocreales, Bionectriaceae. The record is from the annotation of a GenBank genome assembly.
AUGUCUCUCGAAAAGUGCAAAGUUUGUUUCGACCUGGACGAGACUUCGAUGGUUGUCAUCCCUUGGCAAAAAUCAAUUAUCCAUUACUAUCCCCUUCGCCACAGUGCUUCCACAUGCCGGUAUUGUAAAAUACUCUUCGAUGGCAUCACCCAUGCAAUUUCUGGCAAUAAAACCCCAAGUUUCAGCUUUGCCAUAGGCAAUACUCUUCGAUUAACCAUGCAAGAUCUCAUGCUAGCAUCGGGCAUCGAACGAACUAUAGAGUACUAUCGCAACAACUUGCAUGCUUCAGAAGCUGUAAAUACAAGUCCAGGCGCAACAGAACAGACUUCUUCCGCAAGUGCGAUCAAAUUUCGUGCUCGCCCUACUCAAUUCUGGGACGAGUCCGUCCGCUUACGACUCCAACAGUGGACUGGUGCGUCCCUCGUGGCCCUGCUCCCACGUCGAAUCCUUGAUCUAGGUGAUGAUGGAGUACCACUUAGAAAUAGCAUCCAACUACUCGAGCCUGAGGCAGUAUAUGCUCCAUACGUUACAUUGAGCCAUUGCUGGGUGAACCGAGAGGUUCUUACCACCACUACCGCGAAUCUGCAUACUCACAUCAAACACAUCUCCUUUGAUUCACUUCCGCAGACUUUUCAGGAAGCUAUCAAGAUCUGCAGAUGGCUGAACAUUCGCUAUCUAUGGAUUGACAGCUUGUGCAUUAUUCAAGACGACCUUGUUGACUGGGAGCAACAAGCAGCAAGAAUGGAUUCAAUUUACGAAAAUGCAUUCUUCACCAUGGCAGCUCAUGGACACGCAGGGAGCUCCAUGAUCCCAACAUACAAUGAGUGGAAUAUUCCUACGGAGUUACCGGGUCUACAAGACACGAUCUGUGCUCGAGAUAUCCCGUUUCAUAGCUUCCUCUCUCCAGUGGGUGUGGUCAUGGGCUCAGUUGGGCAAGAGGCUCCUGACGAGAUAUCCGGUAGAGGUUGGUGUUACCAGGAGCGAUUACUGUCCCGGCAAAUACUACAUUUCACACAGACUGAAGUCCUACACGAAGAUCAUAGAGGUCGCAUAAAAUGUCAAUGCGAUGAUCAGAUUCCCCAUGGUUUCUGUGUCGCGGCAGACCGGCGACCUACUUUAACUCUCUCGAAGUCACCUUCCAAACAGUGGCGAGAAAUUGUGAAGCAAUACUCGCAGAAGACAUUUACCCGCACAUGGGAUAUUUUACCUGGGCUCUCUGGAAUUGCACGACGUUUUCACCAAGAACAUACACUAGGAGACUAUCUAGCUGGACUUUGGAGCCGCGAUCUACUGCGAUGGCUAUGCUGGAAGAGUGUUCGGAUUGCUUUGUGGGGCGCUGUAUCAAGUGGCUGCGAUCGAUGCGGUAUCUGGCCACGACGAUUAACGGAACUGGCUCCACGCGCACAAUAUAUUAUACCUACAUUUUCUUGGGCCUCGCGGAUCGGGGGUUGUGAGUAUCUCAACAAGGUUUGGGAUGAUGCCUAUCAGCAAGUUAGUGAGAUCAAGAGCACAUGCUUCGAGUCGACACCUGAGAGUCCUUUCGGUAGAUUCAACAUGUGCUCUUUAAAGAUAUCCGGACCCGUGAAAGACAUGACUGUAUUGUCCACGGUUAACAAAGACCGAAAAUACACAUCUGGAUGUCGCACUGAAUAUGCUUACCUGUUUGAUCCUACUGUCUAUGAAUCGCUCUGCUUAUGCAAUCUUGACGAGCAAUUUGAGCAAGCGAGGCUGCUUGCAACUCGUUUUGAUUUCGAUGCGGUGGACGACAUCCCAGCUGAUGGCAAGCUGGUGACGGUGAUGGAACUAUUCAGGGAAGCUCAGUCAAGCGUUGCCUUGGUUCUGGCGAGGUCCAGUGAUAACCAUGGCAAUGUAGAGGGGCCUUUUCAUCGCGUUGGGAUCUGCAUGGGUUCUACUCGGUCCAUUGGUCUGCAUGCAGCCCAUCAGCAUGAAAUUAUACUUGCUUAA